CGGGUUAAGCUUCACAGAGGUGGGAGUGGGAGUGGCUAUUCCGUAGACAGACACUGGAUACCUCUACCCAGGUCUCUGCCUACAUGCAUGGAGUACUCCAUCCAUCCACUACCAAGGAUGGAGUAAUACUAGCUGUACGAGUAUAGGUCGUGCUCCAACAUAACAUCGGGUAACAUUGCAGCAAACCCAGCCGGAGGACAGGACCGGACCCCGGCAGGCUAAUCACUGGCCUUGCUGUCUCGGCUCGGAACAAGGCGUACUGUGCUGUGGUCGAUUGUAUUAAACCCGGCCAUCUCCCUUCGCUUCCUCCGUCCGUCUGUUCUGUUCCUCUCCAGCAAGGCUCAUUCAUUCUUCCCCAGGAUCCAAAGGAAAAAGGAAAAAGCCCGUUCAAGAUGCUGUCCAAGGUUGUCUCUCUGCUGGCAGCUGCCGGCCUGGCCUCUGCCGCCGCCGUCGACAAGAGCCACUGCAAGCCUCCUAAGACCACGACUGCAUGGGAGUCUCAGUACACUGCCACCGGCACUGCUGCUGUCGCCGCUGCUGCUGCCACGGCCAAGACCACCAGCCCGACCAGCCACGUCAAGGGCAAGGCCUUUGACCGCUUCGUCGUCAUUUACUUUGAGAACCAGGACUACAGCAAGGCUGAUGGUGACCCCAACUUCACCUGGUUCGCCAAGAAGGGUGUCAAGUUGACCAACUACUAUGGUGUCACUCACCCUUCCGAGCCCAACUACAUGGCCGCCAUUGCUGGUGACUACUUUGGCAUGCAGAACGAUGACCUGCACUCCACCGACUUCAACGUGUCGACCAUCAUCGACCUGCUCGAGGACCGUGGCAUCUCUUGGGGCCACUACCAGGAGGACAUGCCCUACUCCGGCUACGAGGGCUUCCAGUACGUCAACACCAAGACUGGUGCCAACGACUACGUCCGCAAGCACAACCCCGCCAUCCUGGCCAGCAGUGUCACCCACUACGAGCAGCGCCUGUCUCAGAUCAAGAACCUGUCCAUGAUCGACACCAGCCGCUCCAUGUUCCACAAGGACCUCAAGGAGAACAAGCUGCCCCAGUGGAUGUUCAUCACCCCCAACAUGACCUCUGACGGCCACGACACCAACGUCGGCGUUGCUGGCCAGUGGUGCCGCGCUUUCCUCGAGCCCCUCCUCAACAACAAGAACUUCAUGGACAACACCCUCGUCCUGCUCACCUGGGAUGAGAACGAGACCUACGCCCAGCGCAACCAGAUUCUCGCCAUCCUGCUCGGCGACGCCCUCCCCAAGCACCUCGCCGGCACCACCGACAACAACUUCUACAACCACUACAGCGAGAUUGCCACCGUCGAGGCCAACUGGAACCUCCACACCCUGGGCCGCUGGGACGUCGGUGCCAACGUCUUCGACCUGGUUGCCAAGCAGACUGGCGACCGCCUCCGCAAGUGGUCUUCCACCAAGCUGGCCAACAGCUACUUCUGGAACGCCUCUUACGCCGGUAUCUUCAACGAGGAGGGCGGCAGCAACAACGCCCAGUACCCUGCUCCCAACCUGGCUCUGGACCGCAGCUUCUCUGGCCGCACCAUCCUCCCCUCCAUCAAGGACACCUGGAAGCACAGCAAGCUUCCUACCUACUACGAGGACACCAUUGAGCUCCCCGACGGCCUGAACCCUCCCAAGGGAUACAAGCCCGUCUCCACCAACUAAGUGUUGGUCUUGGGUUUUCACCUCGUUUGAUAAUAUAAUAUAAUUUUUAACUACUUGAAUUAUUGGAAUUGGUGAAUUUGGGAGAGGAUGCUUGUCCUGCUAGGAUAGGUUUCAGAAGACCUAGGUAAAAUGAACAAAAGAAUUGUACAUACGCG
Trichoderma harzianum CBS 226.95 is the source of this 1846-nucleotide messenger RNA. RefSeq lists its product as hypothetical. Lineage: Eukaryota; Fungi; Ascomycota; Sordariomycetes; Hypocreales; Hypocreaceae. The record is from RefSeq and is a predicted model, not a curated record. Gene Ontology annotation, molecular function: hydrolase activity, acting on ester bonds. Gene Ontology annotation, biological process: phospholipid catabolic process. The coding region runs from base 393 to 1691 and encodes 432 amino acids. The transcript is spliced from 2 exons.